This is a messenger RNA of Periconia digitata, 1165 nucleotides long. The record is from the annotation of a GenBank genome assembly. NCBI's taxonomy places the organism in Eukaryota, Fungi, Ascomycota, Dothideomycetes, Pleosporales, Periconiaceae.
ACCAGCAGACGCCCUCUGAUACCUUUGUGGUUUUUGCGUCUGCAUAGAUAGGUACCGUGAUCCGUCUUGCAAUCCGUCAAAUAAACCCUUCCUCGACCAUCCGUCUACCCGUCUCCAUGGCCGCACAGCCAACACCCAGGUCAUCAAUCCGCAUGGCCUUUUGCACCAAGAGCUUGGAAGCCAUACUUUAAUCAUGCUGCCUUUCAAAGCAGACGAGUGGAACUUUGACAUCGACCAAUACAUCAACACCAUCAUCCCUCCAUCGCCGCUGCACAAACUGCCCACGCCCCUAUCGAGGUUUUUGGGGUAUAGAAAGGAGCAGGGUCCUGACGUUGGCAACGUAUUGGGCGCGUUUUGGUCCUUUGUGGGCGCAUUUUGUGGGCUGGCCAUAGUCGCAGCUGUAUUCAACAACGUCCAGAUGAUACAGGCCCACCACCCACCAGCUCUGAUCGCGAGCUUUGGCGCAUCCGCCAUCCUCGAAUACAACGUGAUUCGCUCGCCCUUAGGCCAGCCACGCAACGCUCUUUUGGGCCACGCUCUCUCUGCUCUCGUCGGCGUAGGCAUAACAAAACUCUUCCUAUACCACUCCGACUUCACUUCCAUCCGCUGGAUUGCAGGAGCAGUAUCUUGUGGCGCUGCCUCCGCCCUCAUGCUCCUCACUGGUACCGUCCACCCGCCCGGCGGCGCAUCAGCUGUCAUCGCAGCGACCAGCCCCGAAGUUACGGCCAUGGGCUGGUACUUUGUUGGACUUGUUAUGCUAGGGACUACGCUCAUGCUCGGAAUCGGCCUGCUGAUCAAUAAUAUCCACAGGCAGUUUCCAGUGUAUUGGUGGACGCCGUUGGAUGUGAGACGUACGAGGAGGCGGAACGAACAAGUAGCGCCUGAUGCUCGGGGAGGUUUUGAGUUUAGAGGUGAAAAGGAGAGUGAGAGUGAGGUCGACGAGGAGGAUGUGGAAAGUAAAGACGGUGAUGUUAAUUUGGAGACGGGAAAGGGGGGAAAGGCAAAUAACGGGAUUUUUAUUUCUUCCCAAGGCGUCUCGCUACCGACUGGUCUGGCGCUGAAUAGCCAAGAAGCUGAAUUACUAGAGCGCUUGAAGAUGCGACUUGUAGGGUUGCAAGUUGUCAAAAGAAAUGGGAGGGAUAGUGAAGAGACGAAGGAGCAUUGA